UACAGUCAUGAUUCCAAAGGUUAGUAUGAACUCCAUCUCCAUGUUCAUAAACAGAAGUUGCAAGAUAAAAGUUAAGAUAGCUCCCAAAUCGAUUAACUUGGUAGUUAAGUCUUACUAAAUAGCUUCGUCUCUCUCCAAGCUUCAAAGCCCGAUAGCUUCGGCCGCACUUUAGCUAGCUUCCUCCACUACCAGUGUCGUCUCUCUUCUUUCUCGGCCACUUUCUUGGCCAAAAUGAGCUUCCGAGCACCUUUGCCCACCCAUGUCAAAGAAGAGAAGAAAGACGAAAAAGAUGAAAAGAAACCCCAGAAAGUUCCCUUCAGCAAGCUUUUCUCCUUCGCCGAUUUCUGGGAUUACGUCUUAAUGUUCCUCGGUUCUGUUGGUGCGUGUGUUCAUGGUGCUUCCGUGCCCGUAUUCUUUAUUUUUUUCGGAAAAUUAAUAAAUAUCAUCGGUAUCGGCUACCUCUUUCCCGAGUUGGUGUCCCAUAAGGUCGGAAAGUAUUCUUUGGAUUUUGUUUACCUAAGCAUCGUUAUGUUGUUCUCGUCUUGGAUAGAGGUUGGUUGUUGGAUGCACACCGGAGAGAGACAAGCGGCGAAGAUGAGGCUGGCUUACUUGAGAGCAAUGCUGAACCAGGACAUAAGUCUUUUCGACACUGAAGCUUCGACGGCAGAGGUGAUCGCUGCGAUUACAAGCGAUGUUAUAGUUGUUCAAGAUGCUAUAUCUGAGAAGGUUGGGAAUUUCAUACACUACAUAAGCCGUUUCAUAGCGGGAUUUGCGAUAGGAUUUGCGCGGGUUUGGCAAAUCAGCCUUGUAACCUUAUCUAUAGUUCCGCUGAUUGCCAUUGCUGGUGGUUUGUAUGCAUAUAUAGCAAUUGGUCUUAUGGCCAGAGUAAGGAAAUCGUACGUGAAGGCUGGAGAAAUCGCAGAAGAGGUGAUUGGUAAUGUUCGAACAGUCCAAGCUUUUGUGGGAGAGGAGAAGGCUGUGAAAAUGUACAAGGAUGCACUUGCCAAGACGUACAAGUAUGGCAAGAGGGGAGGACUAGCCAAGGGUAUGGGGCUUGGAACAAUGCACUGCGUUCUCUUCUUGUCGUGGGCAUUGCUGGUAUGGUUCACUAGCAUUGUCGUCCACAAGAAGAUAGCUAAUGGCGGAGAGUCUUUCACCACCAUGCUCAACGUUGUCAUUUCUGGCCUCUCUCUUGGAAUGGCUGCACCAAACAUCUCUACGUUCAUGCAAGCAAGAGCAUCUGCAUACCCCAUUUUUAAGAUGAUCGAAAGGAACACAGUUAGCAAAGCUAGCUCCCAGCAAACUGGACGACAACGAAUCCUCAACAAAGUGGAGGGCCACAUUCAGUUCAAGGAUGUAUGCUUUAGUUAUCCGUCUCGCCCGCAUGUAGUGAUCUUCAAUAAGCUUUCUCUCGAUAUACCGUCGGGAAAGAUUGUUGCCAUCGUUGGAGGAAGUGGGUCUGGAAAGAGCACCGUGAUCUCAUUGAUCGAGCGCUUCUAUGAACCCCUUUCUGGUCACAUUCUCUUAGAUGGGAACGACAUCAGGGAACUCGACCUCAAAUGGCUUAGGCAGCAAAUUGGAUUGGUUAAUCAGGAACCCGCUCUCUUUGCAACUUCCAUUCGUGAGAACAUCCUAUAUGGGAAAGAUGAUGCCACCUUGGAGGAAAUAACACAAGCUGCUAAGCUUUCAGAGGCGGUUUCGUUCAUCAACAACCUUCCCGAUAGAUAUGAGACACAGGUUGGCGAGAGAGGAAUACAGUUAUCAGGUGGACAGAAGCAAAGAAUUGCAAUAUCUCGUGCAAUACUGAAGAAUCCUUCAAUCCUCCUCCUCGAUGAGGCCACAAGUGCCCUUGAUGCUGAAUCUGAGAAGAGUGUGCAAGAAGCGCUUGAUCGGUUGAUGGUUGGACGAACAACUAUUGUGGUGGCUCAUCGGCUCUCCACCAUUAGAAAUGCCGAUAUAAUUGCUGUCGUUCAAGGGGGAAGGAUUGUGGAGAGUGGAAGCCAUGAAGAACUUAUGUUGAACCCAAACAGUGCCUAUGCAUCUCUAGUGCAUCUCCAAGAGACGGCACCUUUGCAGCAUCAAGACUCCAUGGGGCGCUCACUCAGCAUAAAGCUUUCACGAGAACUGUCCCGCACAACCACAAGCUUUGGCGCCAGCUUCCGCUCUGAUAAGGAAUCCGUUGGCCGCUACGUUGCAGAAGAUGGUGAGCCUGAAAAGAAGAAGCCCGUCUCCAUGAGAAGAAUGUUUUCCAUGGUGCUUCCUGAUUGGAUCUAUAUUAUCUAUGGCGUCACUGGUGCAAUUAUGUCCGGUGCCCAGAUGCCGCUUUUCGCUCUUGGAGUUACAGAGGCUUUAGUUGCCUAUUACAUGGACUGGAACACCACGCGCCACCAAAUCAAGAAGAUAGCAUUCCUCUUCUGUGGAGGUGCUGCUGCCACUAUCAUUUUUCACUCAAUUGAGCAUCUUAGUUUUGGGAUCAUCGGUGAGCGGCUAACACUUCGGGUGCGGGAGAAGAUGUUUGCAGCCAUUUUGAGAAACGAAAUUGGAUGGUUCGAUGAUACUAGUAAUACUAGCUCGAUGCUAUCAUCACGUCUAGAAUCCGAUGCAACUCUGUUGCGAACUAUAGUUGUUGAUCGAUCGACAAUCCUUAUAAUGAAUAUAUCUAUGAUCUUCACUUCAUUCAUCAUUGCCUUCAAUCUGAAUUGGAGAGUCACGCUUGUUGUCCUGGCCACUUUUCCCUUGAUAGUUAGCGGACACAUCAGUGAGAAACUCUUCAUGAAAGGCUAUGGCGGUGAUUUGAAUAAGGCCUAUCUUAAAGCUAACAUGCUUGCUGGCGAGGCAGUGGGGAACAUCCGCACUGUUGCUGCCUUCUGUUCAGAAGAUAAGGUCAUUGAUCUGUACGCACGAGAGCUAGAUGAGCCAAGCAAGCAUGCCUUCCGCCGUGGCCAGGUUGCCGGCAUCUUGUAUGGUGUCUCACAAUUUUUCAUCUUCUCAUCCUAUGCCCUUGCUUUGUGGUAUGGUUCUGUCUUGAUGGGGAAGGGGAUGGUCAGCUUCAAAUCAGUCAUUAAAUCAUUCAUGAUUUUAAUAGUAAGUGCAUUGGCUAUGGGUGAGACAUUAGCACUGGCGCCGGACAUCGUAAAGGGGAACCAGAUGGUAGCUUCAGUGUUCCAAGUGCUGGAUAGGAAGACCGAGAUUGUGGGAGACGUCGGAGAGGAGGUGACCAAGGUCCAAGGCUCGAUUGAGUUGAAGCACAUUGAAUUUAGCUACCCAUCAAGGCCAGACGUUAUCAUCUUCAGGAACUUCAAUCUCAGGGUUCGUGCAGGUAAGAGCAUGGCGCUGGUAGGGGCAAGUGGGUCGGGCAAGAGCUCUGUGAUCUCGCUUAUAUUACGUUUCUACGAUCCAAAAUCUGGGAAGGUGAUGAUUGACGGAAAAGACAUUAAGAAAUUGAAGCUCAAGUCCCUUCGGAAGCACAUCGGCCUCGUCCAACAAGAACCAGCACUGUUUGCUACGACCAUUUAUGAGAACAUUCUGUAUGGAAAAGAGGGAGCAUCAGAGGCAGAGGUUAUCCAGGCUGCCAAGCUCGCUAAUGCACACGCUUUCAUCAGUGGGCUUCCUGAGGGAUACUCAACUAAGGUUGGAGAAAGAGGAGUGCAACUAUCUGGUGGGCAGAAGCAACGGGUGGCCAUCGCCAGAGCUGUUCUCAAAGAUCCAGCGAUUUUGCUACUUGAUGAGGCCACCAGUGCCCUCGAUGUAGAGUCUGAGCGUAUUGUCCAGCAAGCACUCGACAGGCUAAUGAAGAACCGAACUACAGUAAUGGUAGCACAUCGAUUGUCUACCAUUCAGAAUGCAGAUCAAAUCUCAGUAAUUCAAGAUGGAAAGAUCAUAGAACAAGGGACUCAUUCUACUUUGGUUGAGGACAAGAAUGGUGCGUAUUAUAAGUUGAUUAGCUUACAGAAACAGCAGCAACAACAAUAGCUCUACAAUGGCAGAAAAAUACCCUCCUCAUCCUCGUCAAUUAUGAAGGGAGUCCAGAGAUAGGUAGCAAAUUAACCAACAUACAAGAUAUGUACAAGGGGCUACGAAGCCCAAUCAGGAGUAAAGUACUGGUUGCAUCAAGUGUUCACUUUUGAUUGGGUUUUGUAGCCCAAUGUACAGGUAUUGUUUAUGAGCCUAUUUUGUUUCAUAUUGUAGUUUCUUUCACUGUAUCUUCUUCUUUACCAUAUCGUGCAUGAAUUAUGAACAACAGUUAUUGUUAAUUUCUCAGAAAAAUAAGAAGAAUACUGAAUACAUGCCGGAAUAUACGAGAUUAGAAAGUUUGAA
This is a messenger RNA of Nelumbo nucifera (sacred lotus), 4317 nucleotides long. Its product is annotated as ABC transporter B family member 2-like. Gene Ontology annotation, biological process: transmembrane transport. The record is from RefSeq and is a predicted model, not a curated record. Gene Ontology annotation, cellular component: plasma membrane. NCBI's taxonomy places the organism in Eukaryota, Viridiplantae, Streptophyta, Magnoliopsida, Proteales, Nelumbonaceae. Gene Ontology annotation, molecular function: ATP hydrolysis activity; ATP binding; ABC-type transporter activity.